AGGGGCGGGGUCUGAGGUGUUCGUGGGCGCUUGCGUUCUUCUCACCUUGGGACAGUGUCUAAGAGGCUCAUGAUGCGGGCGACGCUGGCUAGAGUUACGGCUCUGUGGAGAAACGGCUUUGUCUGCUGCCCAGGCGGCGGGAGGGAGCUGUGGACCGGCCGCCCGAAGUCAGAUACUGACAAUAUGAAGCCAUUGGAGGGUGUAAAAAUUCUGGAUCUAACAAGAGUACUGGCUGGACCUUUUGCUACUAUGAAUUUAGGAGAUCUUGGAGCAGAGGUUAUAAAAGUGGAAAGACCAGGAGCUGGUGAUGAUACACGAACUUGGGGGCCACCUUUUGUGGGAACAGAAAGUACUUAUUUUCUCAGUGUAAACCGAAAUAAAAAAAGUAUAGCUGUUAAUAUCAAGAAUCCGAAAGGUGUGAAAAUCAUCAAAGAGCUUGCAGCUGUUUGUGAUGUAUUCGUGGAGAACUUUAUCCCUGGCAAACUGUCUGCAAUGGGCCUUGGAUAUGAAGAUAUAGACAAGAUUGCUCCUCACAUCAUCUAUUGUUCCAUUACAGGGUAUGGUCAGACAGGUCCACUGUCUCAGCGAGCUGGUUAUGAUGCUGUGGCCUCUGCUGUUUCUGGUCUAAUGCACAUCACAGGGCCUGAGGAUGGAGAUCCAGUUCGUCCAGGAGUAGCCAUGACUGAUCUGGCCACUGGCCUGUAUGCAUAUGGAGCGAUUAUGGCUGGAUUGAUACAAAGAUAUAGAACUGGAAAAGGACUUUUCAUUGACUGUAACCUACUAUCAUCUCAGGUGGCAUGUUUGACCCAGGUGGCUGCGAAUUAUCUUAUUGUCCAAAAGGAAGCGGAACGUUGGGGCACAGCUCAUGGCAGUAUUGUUCCUUACCAGGCUUUUAAAACCAAAGAUGGAUAUCUUGUAGUUGGAGCAGGAAAUAACCAACAGUUUGCUACCGUGUGCAAGAUCUUGAACUUGCCUGAAUUGAUUGACGACUGCAAGUAUAAAACUAACCACCUUCGGGUACAGAAUAGAAAAGAACUUAUUAAAAUACUUUCUGCACGGUUUGAAGAAGAAAUGACCAACAAGUGGUUACACCUCUUUGAAGGCAGUAGAGUACCAUAUGGCCCAAUCAACAAUAUGAAGAAUGUGUUUGCAGAACCCCAGGUAUUACACAACGGCCUAAUUAUGGAACUGAAACAUCCAACUGUGGGAAAGAUAUCAGUCCCAGGCCCAGCUGUGAGAUACAGUAAGUUCAAAACGUCACAGGCCAGGCCACCUCCCCUGCUUGGGCAGCACACAACGCACAUCCUGAAAGACACCCUCAGAUAUGAUGACAGGACCAUCCGUGAGCUGCUCAGGACUGGAGUUGUGAGCCAACAUGAAACUGAGUGACAAAGGAAAAAUAUUCUUUCUCAAAACCACAAUCUGAAUGCAUUUUGUUAGCAAAGACAAUACUCUUUCUGAACCCCUCUCCCCAAUUCUGGUGCCUGGCACUAGAAAGUAGUUCGGUAUAUUCCAGACUUCCUGCCUAGCAUUUGGCUCUGGUAUCUGCUUUUUAAAUGUACCCCACUUUAUGCACUGGCUAGUGUGGCUCAGUGAAUUGAGUACCAUUCUGUCAACUGAAAAGUUGUCAUUUCGGUUCCCCAUCAAGGCACAUGUCUGGGUUGGUGCCCAAAUCCCUAGAUAGGGGUGUAUGAGAGGCAACCAAUUGCUGUUUCUCUCACAUAUCCCUCUCUCUAUAAAAAUAAAUAAAUAAAAUAAAAUAAAAGAUUUAAAUGUAUCCCAGCUUUCAUUUCUUACCAAUUUUUCCUUCAGAUAAUAGAUUAAUUGUGGAUUUGUGAGAUUUUUUUUGGUAAAGAUUUUUUUUCUAGAAAAAUACAUUCCUCAUUCUAAUUACAUUAAUAGCCUAAAUAUUGUGCCUUUCCAACCCAUGCUUGUCUGGAAAAGAAUAGAUCUCCUGACAUUUUCUCCUUGCACAUAAAGUCCUCAUUUAAUCCUUUGUCAUAAAGUCAAAACAAUACACAGAAUGACAGUCUCAGUGGUUGAUUUUAAGCAGAAUAACUUAAUUUUGAGUUUAUGAGCCCUUUGUUAAUCUGUAAUUGAGACCAUAGACUUUGCCGAUGGCCAUGAUAGAACUGAACUCCAUUCUCCGCCCCUGGAGUAAAAGUUUGCUUUAUGUUGUGUUUCUCUGGCUUUUUAUGAUACAGUAGCAGAAAAUCAAUUUCUAUCAAUGCAUUUUGAGGUGUAGGUAUCUACCUGCAUCAGGGAUUGAAGAGUGGUUCUUUAAUUGAUGCCUUAUUUUGAGCCAAGUGUAAAUGCAACAAGGUUUUAAAUGGAUGUCAGAUGAUUAUUUAUGUAUUAAAAAAUGUAUAAAUAAUGACAAAUAGAAGAAUGAAAUGAAAAUGUUCAUGGUAACCUGAAGAGGAAUGUAUCUACUGUUGAAGAAGGUAUCAUGAUUAUUAUUAAGUAUUUUCAUUUAAUAAUAUAAUCGACUGUAGAAGAAUGUAUCAUGACUUAUUAUUAAAUAUUU
This is a messenger RNA of Pteronotus mesoamericanus, 2527 nucleotides long. RefSeq names its product succinyl-CoA:glutarate-CoA transferase (gene SUGCT). The coding region runs from base 70 to 1389 and encodes 439 amino acids. Lineage: Eukaryota; Metazoa; Chordata; Mammalia; Chiroptera; Mormoopidae. Gene Ontology annotation, molecular function: catalytic activity. The record is from RefSeq and is a predicted model, not a curated record. The transcript has 14 exons.